AUGAAUUUCAGUCGCUAUUUAUCAUCGUUUUGGAAUUAUAUUGAACUUGCAAUCACAGUGUGUGCACUUGCAUCACUUUAUCUAUACUUUCUUCGGCAGAUUGGCAUUAAUAAGGUAGUUGCUGAGUUCGCAGCAACAAACGGUAAUAGUUACAUUCGACUGGAUCAUCAACGAGAUCUUCAAAUCUCUUUUAUUCAAUUGCUUUCAGCAGUUGUAUUCCUCACCUGCAUGAAACUCAACAACGUCCUAAGAUUCAAUCGCCGCAUUGGACUAUUCACUAAAACGUUGUCCAGAGCAGCGCCAACGAUUCUUGUAUUCGAAGGUGUUUUCUGGCUGGUUACGCUUGCGUUUGAUUUAGCACUUUUCAUUGACCUAUCACCGCGUCUAUCGGCUUAUCAGAGUCUAUUCACUGGCUUCAAAACGUCGAUUGUUUCGUUGCUUGGUCGACUGCAGGCCACAGAAGUGCAGGCCGUCUCUCAAUUUGGUAACUAUUUUGAUGUCAUCAUUUUACUCAUCUUAUCGGUUCAUCCUAUCGAGAAUCAAAUGACACAAUGA
Molecule: messenger RNA, 555 nt
Organism: Anisakis simplex (herring worm)
Lineage: Eukaryota; Metazoa; Nematoda; Chromadorea; Rhabditida; Anisakidae
Source: the annotation of a GenBank genome assembly